GGAGGGGGCGUUAGUGUGGCUGCGGCGGCGCGGUUGAGGUGGUGACUUGGUUGGUAUGGCUCGCACGAAGCAGACGGCCCGCAAGUCGACCGGUGGCAAGGCCCCGCGCAAGCAGCUGGCCACCAAGGCGGCCCGCAAGAGCGCGCCGGCCACGGGCGGCGUGAAGAAGCCGCACCGCUACCGGCCGGGCACCGUGGCCCUGCGGGAGAUCCGGCGCUACCAGAAGUCCACCGAGCUGCUGAUCCGCAAGCUGCCGUUCCAGCGGCUGGUCCGCGAGAUCGCGCAGGACUUCAAGACGGACCUGCGCUUCCAGAGCUCGGCGGUCAUGGCGCUGCAGGAGGCGAGCGAGGCCUACCUGGUGGGGCUGUUCGAGGACACGAACCUGUGCGCCAUCCACGCCAAGCGCGUCACCAUCAUGCCCAAGGACAUCCAGCUGGCGCGCCGCAUCCGCGGGGAGCGGGCUUGAGUGAGCGCUCGGUUCGAGGUUCCAUCCCACCCAAAGGCUCUUUUCAGAGCCACCCACGA
Mustela erminea (ermine) is the source of this 525-nucleotide messenger RNA. Its product is annotated as histone H3. Lineage: Eukaryota; Metazoa; Chordata; Mammalia; Carnivora; Mustelidae. Gene Ontology annotation, molecular function: DNA binding; structural constituent of chromatin; protein heterodimerization activity. The record is from RefSeq and is a predicted model, not a curated record. Gene Ontology annotation, cellular component: nucleosome. The transcript has a single exon. The coding region runs from base 56 to 466 and encodes 136 amino acids.